Molecule: messenger RNA, 1402 nt
Organism: Camelina sativa (false flax)
Lineage: Eukaryota; Viridiplantae; Streptophyta; Magnoliopsida; Brassicales; Brassicaceae
Product: jasmonate O-methyltransferase
Molecular function (GO): methyltransferase activity
Source: RefSeq, a predicted model, not a curated record
UCACUAAUCUCUUACAACACCUCUUUCCUUAUAUAUAUCGACCCAACAUCACUUACUAUAUUCAUUAACCUUCUGCUUCAUCAAAAAUACAGAGACACAACAAAGAGAGAGAGAUAUGGAAGUAAUGCGAGUUCUUCACAUGAACAAAGGAAACGGUGAAAACAGUUAUGCCAAGAACUCCACCGCUCAGCGCAACAUGAUGACUCUAGGCAGAAGGGUGAUGGACGAGGCCUUGAGGAAGCUUAUGAUAAGCAAUUCGGAAAUUUCAAGCAUUGGAAUCGCCGACUUAGGCUGCUCCUCCGGUCCGAAUAGUCUCUUGUCCAUCUCCAACAUUAUCGACACAAUCCAAAACUUGUGCCCUGACCUCGACCGUCCGGUCCCUGAGCUCAGAGUCUCUCUCAACGCCCCUAACAAUGACUUCAACUACAUCUUUGCUUCUUUGCCGGAGUUUUACAACCGGCUUAAUAAUAAGAAGGAAGGUUUACUUGGUCGUGGAGGAGGAGAAUCGUGUUUUGUGUCUGCCGUCCCUGGCUCCUUCUACGGACGUUUGUUUCCUCGCCGGAGCCUUCACUUUGUUCAUUCGUCUUCUAGUUUACACUGGUUGUCUCAGGUUCCAUGUGGUGAGCCGGAGAAGAAAGACGGGGUUGAUACAACUGAUUUAGGCAACGUGGGGAAACUCUACAUAUCAAAGACAAGUCCUAAGAGUGCACACAAAGCUUAUGCUCUUCAAUUCCAAGCUGAUUUUUCGGUCUUUCUGAAAUCACGAUCCGAAGAGUUGGUCCUUGGGGGCAGAAUGGUUUUAUCAUUUCUUGGUAGAAGAUCGCAGGAUCCUACAACCGAAGAUAGUUGCUAUCAAUGGGAACUCCUAGCUCAAGCUCUUAUGUCUAUGGCCAAAGAGGGUAUCAUCGAAGAAGAGAAAAUCGAUGCUUUCAACGCUCCUUACUAUGCAGCAAGCUCCGAAGAAUUGAUAAUGGUGAUAGAGAAAGAAAAGUCUUUUUCAAUCGAUCGGCUUGAGAUAAGCCCGAUUGAUUGGGAAGGUGGGAGUAUCAGUGAGGCGAGUUAUGACACAGUAGUACGGUCCAAACCCGAAUCCCUAGCUCGUGGACGAAGAUUUGCUAAUACCAUAAGAGCUGUGGUCGAGCCGAUGUUAGAGCCUACGUUUGGUGAAAAUGUGAUGGACGAGCUUUUCGAAAGGUAUGCAAAGAUCGUGGGAGAAUACUUCUAUGCGAGUUCACCUCGUUACACUCUUUUUAUUGUUUCGCUUGUAAGAGUGGGUUGAUCGUGUUAAAAACACAUGCCUAAAUACAUGUCUUUGGACCUACAUUGACAUGAUUUGUAAGUUUUCUAAUCAAGUAUCAUUUGCUUGGAGAAUGAAACAUAAAAAUAAAGUGUGAUUUUACGG